AUGAAAUUGUGAGGUACUGAGAGUGGAUGUCACAGAGACGUCGGGAUUAUCAAGCAAGGCACAACACACUCACAAGCAUGAGGACGAGUCCCAUGGAUCACAGAGCAAGCGCUGUGAGAUACUGAGGCAUGACAGGCACGAUGGUUUUGGCAUGUGUUGCAUGACCCGGGCACUGAAGGCAGAAAAGCAGCAACGAAAGACCAGACAAACAUUCAAUCUGAGGCCAUGGGGAGUGUUAGUGAAUUGUGUGUGUCCAGUUUUCAAGCUCUCUUGUGUCCAACGAUACCAAAGACCCCUCCAGUGCCUGACGACCUUACGCCUGAGGAGCAGAAGGAACUGGAAAACAUCCGCCGUCGAAAGCAGGAGCUGCUGGACGACAUUCAGCGUCUGAAGGAUGAGAUAGCCGAAGUGACCAGUGAGAUUGAGAACCUGGGCUCCACCGAGGAGAGGAAAAACAUGCAAAGGAACAAACAAGUGGCAAUGGGGCGUAAGAAAUUCAACAUGGACCCCAAAAAGGGGAUCCAGUUCCUCAUUGAAAACGACCUUCUGAAGAACACCAGUGAAGACAUCGCACGGUUCCUCUACAAGGGGGAAGGUCUUAACAAGACUGCAAUAGGAGACUACCUCGGAGAGAGAGAUGAGUUGAAUCUCCAGGUCCUUCAUGCUUUUGUGGAGCUGCACGAGUUCACUGAUUUGAACCUGGUUCAGGCUCUCAGGCAGUUCCUCUGGAGUUUCAGGCUUCCUGGCGAGGCACAGAAGAUUGACCGAAUGAUGGAGGCGUUUGCCCAGCGCUACUGCCAAUGCAACCCGGGAGUCUUUCAGUCCACAGACACAUGCUACAUUUUGUCGUUCGCCAUCAUUAUGUUGAACACCAGCCUUCACAACCCAAACGUGAAGGACAAGCCCCCAGUGGAGCGCUUCAUCUCCAUGAACAGAGGCAUCAAUGAGGGCGGAGACCUGCCGGAGGACCUGCUCAGGAACCUGUAUGACAGCAUCAAGAACGAGCCCUUCAAAAUCCCAGAGGAUGACGGCAACGACUUGACACACACUUUCUUCAACCCGGACAGAGAGGGCUGGCUGCUCAAACUGGGAGGACGUGUCAAAACCUGGAAGAGGCGGUGGUUCAUCCUCACUGAUAACUGCCUUUACUACUUUGAGUACACUACUGAUAAGGAACCAAGAGGCAUCAUCCCUCUGGAAAACCUCAGCAUCCGUGAAGUGGAGGACAAGAAACCGAACUGCUUUGAGCUCUUCAUCCCGGAUAAUAAGGACCAGGUGAUCAAGGCGUGCAAGACGGAGGCGGACGGACGCGUGGUGGAGGGCAAUCACACGUUCUACCGCAUCUCUGCUCCCACCACCGAGGAGAAGGACGAGUGGAUGAACAGCAUCAAAGCGGCCAUCAGCAGAGACCCUUUCUACGAGAUGCUGGCAGCGAGGAAGAAGAAGGUGUCCUCUGUGAAGAGACACUAGAGACGCUCAGGUGUUACACUUUCAGGACUACUGGAGACAGUUGAGCUGUGAAGAGUCGAACACAACCCCAACUUCACCAAGACCUGCGCCACUCUUUUUAAACGUCUUCUUGCUCAGCUCAAGCGUGUGUGUGUGUGUGUGUGUGUGUGUGUGUGUGUGUGUGUGUGUGUGUGAGUGUGUGCAUGUGUGUUAGAAGGAAGUCAAUGGGAUUUUUAACUCUAAUGCUUCCUUGAAACCCCCAAAGAGAACAUUUUUCCUCAUGCUUAACCAAAAUACGCUCUUUCUGUUUCUCUCUCUCUCUCUCUCUCUCUAUCCCUCUCGUCUCUUUGCACAGGCGCGCACUUGCAUUAUCUGAAAUCAGCAGGUCUGACAGAAUGUGGAAAACCAAACGAAAGUUGCUUCGUGCGCCAGAAAAGGAAGAUUUCCUUUGUGCUAUGAAAUGUACAGGCAAUAAGUGUAUUUUUACAUUUUGUAUCGUGCACAAAAGCGGCUUAGUCCUCAGAGGUUUAUUUGUGUAUUUAAUUGUACAAAAAAAGACACGUCUAUUAUUUGCAACAGAAAACGGCUCCACGGGCGUUUGCUCGGUUUUUUUUGGCAGACGCCAGCGUAUAGUGUGCGUGUUGUGUGAAGCUGACUUGUAUAUUGGCAGCGUUCACAGACAUAAGCAGAACGGAUGAAUGGUGGCCAGCUAAGGAUUCUGGGAUAUCGUCAUUACAAGGAUGUCACGCAAUGGUACUACCUCUCAGACAGACGGGACGGUAAUCAACAGAUGGGAAUGUUUGUAUUUUCCAUGAGGUCUCCAAUAAAACGCUUCUGUGCCUAACAACAGCUGAAAGUCCUCGGGAUGCUCCAGUGCCUGCUCGCGUUUCUCCAGUCACCCCUUGUUUAUCAGUCUAGCAGUUAUUCUACACGCUAAAUAUUAAAUCUAAGCAGUAUUGGUUUAAUUUAUCAAAGAUGUACAUACUUUAGUGUAUAGAGAAUAUUGGUUUCCAUUUUAUAAAUGUGUACUGUGUGUAGCAGUAUUGUACUAGUCGAGUGCCAUUUUCUUUCUUUUUUGAUUUUCUGGAGGUCGAUACCAUUGUAGUGGUAGCCAGAUCAUGCUGAAAUAAAGAUGUUAUAGCAGA
Molecule: messenger RNA, 2594 nt
Organism: Pimephales promelas (fathead minnow)
Lineage: Eukaryota; Metazoa; Chordata; Actinopteri; Cypriniformes; Leuciscidae
Source: RefSeq, a predicted model, not a curated record